AUGGCCUCUCCCCUACCCCAGACCUACAGAGCUUGCCUCCUUGAACAGCCCACCGGCCCCUGGCAGCUCAAAGAGCUCAAACUAGAGCCUCCCAAGAAAGGCGAGGUCCUAGUCAAAGUCCGGGCUUGUGGUUUCUGCAUCACCGACAUUGGCGUCUGGGCCGGCGCAUUAGGUCCUCUUACGAAGUGGCCAAUUGUGCCUGGUCAUGAGAUCGUGGGAGAUGUGAUACAACUUGGUCCGGAUGUGGAUAACUUUGACAUUGACGAUAGAGUCGGUGGCCUUUACCACGGUGGGCAGGACGGUACAUGCAAGACUUGCCAGCAGGGAUUCCCCCAGGGCUGUGAGCAAAAGGUCUCCAACGGCGUGUCCAAGCACGGAGGAUUCAAAAUACCAAAAGAUGUUGAGCCGGCCCGCGCUGCGCCAUUUUUGUGCGCGGGCGUAACUGUCUUCAACUCCAUUCGCCACCAGAACAUCAUGCCCGGUGAGACUGUGGCAAUCCAGGGUAUUGGUGGCUUGGGCCACCUCGCCAUUCAAUAUGCUCGCCAAAUGGGCUACCGCGUCGUUGCUAUUUCGAGCGGGGACUCCAAGCGUGAGCUGGCCCUUCGGCUCGGGAGCCACGAAUACAUCGAUGCUAGCCAGCAGGACCCUGUCGAGGCUCUACUCGAACUUGGUGGGGCCAAGAUGGUUGUAUGCACAGCUCCGGAUGCAAAGACAAUUGGUCAAUAUGUUGCAGCUUUGCAAUGGCAGGGCAAGCUCCUGAUCUUGGCGCCGGUCCCGGAUGUGAGCAUCAACACGGGCAUGCUAGUGCUUAAGUCAGCUUCAGUGGUGGGGUGGAAUGCUGGUCACGGCCAGGACUUUCUGGACGCCUGGAACUUUGCCGAGCUGCAUGGAAUUGAAUGCCUAGUGGAGGAAUUUCCGUUCGAAAGGAUUGCGGAUGCAGCCACCCAUGUCAUGUCGGGCAAGGCUAAUAUCAGGGUCGUGCUGAAGAUGGAGUAG
Fusarium sp. VM40 is the source of this 996-nucleotide messenger RNA. The record is from the annotation of a GenBank genome assembly. Lineage: Eukaryota; Fungi; Ascomycota; Sordariomycetes; Hypocreales; Nectriaceae.